Oncorhynchus kisutch (coho salmon) is the source of this 5612-nucleotide messenger RNA. It is a transcript of the gene espn, whose product is annotated as espin. Bases 658 to 3330 code for a protein of 890 amino acids. The record is from RefSeq and is a predicted model, not a curated record. Gene Ontology annotation, molecular function: actin filament binding. Lineage: Eukaryota; Metazoa; Chordata; Actinopteri; Salmoniformes; Salmonidae. Gene Ontology annotation, biological process: actin filament bundle assembly. Gene Ontology annotation, cellular component: cytoplasm. The transcript is spliced from 15 exons.
UGAUCCUCCCCCGGAUGGAUUAUUUAUCAAGUGGUGAGUCCCAUGUCGCGAUUUGCGGCAAUUGUGGAUACGGGAUCCAAGACAGCCGCCCGGAAUUAUAUUCUUAAUGUCCUACAACUCCGAUAACGUUAUCAUAACAGAGAAAUUAUGAAGAAAGAAGUCAAUAUGAAGACCAAAGAAUAUCUCUGUAACAGGUGUUUGAGCUAUGCGUGUUGAGGCAGAGGAGAACAAGCCAUCAGGUGAACUUUAUCGUCGUGCGCAAUUAUAGGUUACCAGUAUGCAUUAAUUAUGUUUAUGUUUACUUUAUUAACUCAAUUACUAAAAUGACUCAGAAUUUGAUAAUUCUGUUGAUAUUAUGUAAAACAACAUUUGUUUUUAAUAAGUAAAAUGACCAAAUACAUGCUCAUUGAAAGACAUCGCCUACCUGUCCAAAGAAAUAGGCUUUUUUUCUCUCACUUAGAUGAUGUAUGCAGAUCUCUGUCAAUUCAACGAGAUAUGCUUCUAAAUAGUGGACAUACAUUUGUUAUCUUACUGUAAUGAUCACAGGACUGGAAUUAUAUUGUUAUCUACGAAGAAAAUUGUUCAGGAGUUAAAUAGAGGUUAAACCUCAUCUAGAUGCUGCGUUUAUAAAUACGCAGGAGUUGUCUAGCAGCAGUUAUGGUGGUGGAGAGGACACUGCUUGCCGCAAGGCAGGGGGAUGUACAAACUCUGAAAGUGCAAUUAGCGGAGAAAGUACUGAACAGCGACGUAAAGGACCUUCUCGGAGCCUCACCUGUCCACCAUGCCGCCCGUGCUGGAAAACUGACUUGCCUACGUUUCCUCGUGGAAGAAGCGGGUUUACCGGGCAACAGUUUGGCGAAUAAUGGCGCCAGCCCCGCACACGACGCUGCUGCCACUGGUAACCUGGCCUGCUUACAGUGGCUAUUAACUCAAGGUGGAUGUCGUACAGUGGACCGGGAUAGUUCUGGUGCCACCGUUCUCCACCUCGCCUCCCGGUUCAGCCAUCACGAGAUCACAGAUUGGCUGCUGAAGAGCGGGGAAGCAGACACCGGGGCGUCCACAGACACUGGGGCCCUGCCUGUCCACUAUGCUGCUGCCAAGGGAGACCUGCCCUCCCUCCGUCUCCUGUUGGGACACAGCCCAAAUGUUGUCAAUUCCCAAACAAAGAAUGGUGCCACACCCCUAUACCUGGCCUGCCAGGAAGGUCACCUGGAGGUUGUCCAAUACCUGGUGAAAGACUGUGUGGCGGAGCCAGGCAUCAGAGCCAAUGACGGGAUGACACCUCUGCACGCCGCAGCCCAAAUGGGCCAUAACACUGUCAUCGUCUGGCUGGUGAGUUUCACAGAGAUCAGCCUGUCCGACCGGGAUGGUGACGGUGCCACGGCUAUGCACUUUGCCGCCAGCCGUGGCCACGCCAAGGUGCUGAGUUGGCUGCUGCUGCACGGCGGCGAGAUCAUCACCGACAGCUGGGGCGGAACGCCGCUACACGACGCUGCUGAGAACGGGGAGCUGGAGUGCUGUCAGAUCCUGGUGGUGAACGGCGUGGACCUGGGCAUACGGGAUCAGGACGGCUUCUCCGCGGCCGACCUGGCAGAGUACAACGGGCACGCCCAGUGUGCCAAGUACCUGCGCAAUGUGGAGAACAUGAGUGUGGAGCACCGCGUGCUUUCCAGAGACCCAUCGGCUGACCUGGAGUACAACAAGCAGCCUGACUCAGGUUUGUCGUCCCCCAACAACACCAUGCCCCCAGCGGGGUCGGGGCAGGCCCAGCAACCCGCCCACUUCGACAUGGGCUCGCCCUCCAGCACUCUGUCCAAUUACGACUCGGCCAACUCCAGUCAGUCCAGCACAGGAGGGAAAAGGAGCGGCUCGCCCCCAUCGUCGCGAGCCCCGGCUGGUGGAGGCCCAAUGGAGUCGACCAUCAAUGACAUGCAGACCUACAUGGACAUGCUGAACCCAGACGUAGGGGGUGGAGUUCCCAACAGCAAGGACCCCGCCACCAACGCUGCCACUCAGCAGCCUCCCCCACCCCCGCCAGCCUUUCCACCACCCCCUCCCCCUGACUGCCCCUCCCAACUACCCCCACCCCCCGGCUACCCGCCACCCCAGCCCCCCGAGGACUCAGAUGCCGAGAUCUACUUGAAGGUGAAGAGCAACCUGAGGCAUGUGGAGAAUGAGCAACUGACUCCAGGAGAUCACCACGAUAGGCUGCGUCGGGUGGACUCCAACAGAAAGUCUCGAAACUUCAACAAGCAGCCCAGCACCGGGGACUACUACAAAGCCCUGGGUAGCGACACGGUCGACAACCGUGGGACCAGAGCCAUGGCACCUAACGAGGAGGGUUCUGUGCUAUUGGAGGAGCCAGCCGACAGCCCCGCCCCCAGCCCGGAGAACGGCACCACGGAGGAGUUGUCCCUCCCUCCUCCUCUUCCUCCUCUCCCGCCUCCCCUCCCCAUCAGCAACCCCACCCCGGCACCCCCUCCUCCCCCACCACUGCCCUCGGAAAUGCCCACCUACCAGUACAGCCCAUCCUCAAACACCAACCAGCGACGCCCCUCCUCCUCUUCAGGAAGCAACAAAUCUUUCAACAUGAUGUCCCCCACCGGAGACAACUCUGAGCUGCUGGCCGAAAUAAAAGCGGGGAAGAACCUGAAGCCCACUCCACACAGUAAAGGCUACACCACUGUCUUCUCCAACAGCGGCCCGCCGGGCAACGACGGAGAGAGCACUACGUCCCCGCCCCCGACCCGCACGGUCAGCCCGCCAUCAGCCAAGCCCAUGUCCCCGCCCCCUGCUGCCAGCGCCACUUCGCCACCCACCACCCCCAGCCCGGUUGGCACUGGCACGCCCCGGACCCUCUCCACCUCUCAGAGCAGCGAGCAGCUGCUCAAUGGGAAUGGCAGCGGAGCAGCUUCGGCAUCUAGCCUGAUGGGUCAGACCAGGAAGGGUAGCCUGGCGGACGUGGAGGCCCUCGUGCCCACACACGAUGAGCAGGGCCGGGCCAUCCCCGAGUGGAAGAGGCAGGUCAUGGUACGCAAGCUCCAGGUCAAGAUGCAGGAGGAGGAAGAACACAAACGCAAGGUCGAUGAGGAGGCGGCGCGCCUGGCAUCCAUGCCAGCGUGGCGGAGGGACAUCAUGAAGAAAAAGCUUGAUGAAGAGAAUUCAGUUGGGGAGCAAAAAAGAAAAGAGGAGGAGCGAGCAAAAAAGGAGAAGGAGAGUGAGGAGAAGACGGAGCAGGAGCGACUACGGACCCUGGGUUACGACGAGAGCAAACUGGCGCCAUGGCAACGGCAGAUCAUCCUAAAGAAAGGAGACAUAGCGAAACCGUAGACAUGGCACCCCCAGGUCCUUUCCCACAUCAACCUCCCUGUCCAACCCUCUGCACCUUCAUUGUAAACCCCCCCAACCCAACUACCAUGAAGACCCUAAGUCUUGAAUCAUAUACACUAGCUUACUUUACGUCAAGUUGUUUAACAUGACACUUUGUAGAAAGUUUCCACACAUUACCGUACACUACCACAACCUUGCUCAAUGUUGGGCUCUCUUGUGGAGCAUUGUGGGAAAAGUACUUUUUUACUGUGGUGAUUACAUCUGUCAUGGCUAAAUGUCCAGCCAUUUUUCCUAAAUGUCAUCUGUUUUCCUUGCAUCUGCCACACCCACUACUUACAUUGAUAACUGAGCUCUUAAACUCAACUGUUGUAGGCUACUGUAUGUUUGCUUUUAGUAUGGAAAGUGUCAUGGUCAACGUAAUAAGCAACAGCUUGUUAAACAUAACCUCCACUAAAGUGUAAUUCAGAGUGCAAUGACGCAGCGAUGCAAUAGUCCGGCAUCCCAUUGUGACAUAGCUACGAGGCUCUGAGGCCACCGUCUGCGGGGGGCGUACAGCCCAAAUGCGAACCUCCCCCAUAAUUCCCAACCAACGCGGCUCGUCGUACAUGUCCUCUAUUCAUUUGAAUGUGUUGAUAGUUGGAGAAAUUGCUUGAGCUGUGCUGAGAAUUUGAAACGGAGGAAAGCCAACGGUCCAAUAUUCUAGAACACUGCUGUGUGUACACAUACACGUUUUGGACUCCGAUAGAUGCUUAAGACUUAAAUAUUUGUUUUGCUAUGACAGCAGGCAUUUCUAUACUGCGUAUAUCCUAAUCUGCAUUUAAUGCACAAAGACAUGGAAUCAGGCCAUUCUACGUAAGGAUGCUAUUUCUCACCGAGCCCAUCUGAACUGCAGAGAUAUUAUUGAAACAGAUGGGAAAUUGAUAGAGGUCCCUCCUUUACAUGUUGUAAUUUUUUUCAGUGGACAUGAAUAUCAUGGUUUUUAACUGCAACCAUAAACAUUUUAAAAAUGGGUUUAAUUUAGCUAGUUCUGGAAAGCGUAAUUUAAAUAACGUAUCAUCUUAAAUGAAUAAUUAAUACAUUGAGCAUAUAACCCUUUUUUAUUUUUUUCAAUUAAUGUCGCUAAAUGUUAAGUUAUUAUGAUCAUGGUGAAUUGUUUGUGUCUUGCAUAUUGUGUCUUAUGGAUGUCAUCAUUGUCUGAACACCCCAGACCACAUUUCACAACCACGCCAAGAAAUAUCCAUGCAACUUUGAAAAAAGACUAUUUAGCAAAUCUCUUGAGUUCAACAAGCAAACAUGUUUUUUUUUUAAAGUGAUCUGGAAAAUAUUAGGGGCACAAUUGUAACAGAAGUCUGACCAGCAAACUGAAUGUUGCAAAAGUCCCCAAAAUACAUCAGUGACUCCUGUCCUGUGACCUAUAUCUGGUUUGCCCCAGUAAACCUUGGAAGUUAAUAUUUUAUGAGCAGAUCCCUUUACUAGAGGAGAAUGUUCUCCCCCCCCCCUCUCUCCUCUGUGUGUGUGUCUGAGAAACACAAGACCUCUUGGAUACCCUUAUUCUUUGUGUGUUCUCCGGCUAAAAUUAAACACUCCUUCAAUUAUGUUGCUGUGUAUAAUACCAUUAUGUGGAUCACAGGAAAAUGUUGGCUUUCUAUUCUUUCUCAUUGUUUUCCUAUUCACCUACAUUAUUAUUUUCAAUCCACCUACAGGUUUUAAUUUAGGAAAAUUUUGUUUUUUUUGUUGCCAGGGGACCAAACUAAAGGUAUCUCGGGCAUCAUCUUUCUCAGAAAUGACCAUAGACGCAUUGUAGGUUUUAUAGGUUGGUAGACUGUGCACUGUAGUUGUUGUGGCUAGAGUUGUUGGACCUCAGAAAUGUGCCAGAUGUGUCUUUCUGAAUGUGUAUAUAACAAAUAUAUGGGAACCCCUCAAUGUCAGAAAAUGUGCUGUAGGUUUACUUUGUAUAUUUUGGGUGUAUCAAACAUAUACAUUACAUACAUAAUAUAUUAGGAAGUGCAUGGUCCUUUGUUGAGAAAUCAUUUGGAAAUAUUCAAUUCAUUGGAUGCCAUAUUGAUGUUGAAAUUUAAAACUAUGUAAACGUCAUUGCCAUUAGAAGAUUUUCUAUACAUAAAUACUGUAUAUAGUAACCCUCAAUACUUGUUUCAUUGUUCCAAAAUUGCAUGAUAUUACAAUUCUCAGCCUUGCUUACAUAGAUUAUUGCUUCAUUAAUGUAAAACUAUAUUUUCAGACUGUCAAAUGGAAUUAAAUAAAUAAAUUACAAUUUACUGCAA